Malassezia vespertilionis is the source of this 1146-nucleotide messenger RNA. RefSeq lists its product as uncharacterized. Lineage: Eukaryota; Fungi; Basidiomycota; Malasseziomycetes; Malasseziales; Malasseziaceae. Gene Ontology annotation, cellular component: GID complex; extrinsic component of membrane. The record is from RefSeq and is a predicted model, not a curated record. Bases 1 to 1146 code for a protein of 381 amino acids. Gene Ontology annotation, biological process: proteasome-mediated ubiquitin-dependent protein catabolic process; negative regulation of gluconeogenesis; protein catabolic process in the vacuole. The transcript has 3 exons.
AUGCCGAUGGCCGAGAACGAGCCGCGGCCGAUGCUGCGCUGUGCGAGAGACCAGAUAAUUACGCACGGCCCGGCAAUGUACGAAACGAAUGCCACCACAUACUUGCCGGAAGGCGAACAAAGCAAAGUCGGAAGCCACAUUCCAGCCGCGCCUGUAUGCAGUCAUAUGGAAACACGACAAGUGCACCAGGAAGCCAAAUCGCAAGAUAUUUUUGACUCUUGGCGCACCGCACAAAAAUAUAACGAGGUAGGCGAGCGUGCUCUGGAGAGCACAGCAGCGAUCGAUACGCCGGAUAUGGGCCACAUGCUUGCAUCCGCAGCUCCUCGCGUACAGCAAAUGCAGAAUGGCGAGCCCGUGUAUGAGGAUCUGAUUUGGUACAACCCCUUUGUCCCAGAGUUGCCGGCCCCUAUACCAUAUGCCGGCCAGCCGCGGGUUCGGGGCUGUCUCCAUCCCGGCGCUAUCUUUAAAGGCACGCAGCGCAAUGGGAUGAACAGUUAUCAAGUGCAGGCAGAAAUUACGAAUGUGGAUAUGUGCGCUUCUACACUGGGUGGCUAUCUCAAAAUCCGCGGCCUGACAAAAGAGUGGCCCGAACUGACCACCUACUUUGAAUCCGAGAUUGUGGGCCGCGACUAUACAUUCCGCACAGGAAAGUGGAACGCAACAGAGAGUGACGAUGUAAAGCACUGGUCUCGCUUCCCCCAAUUCUCUGCCUUGUCGCAGCGCAUUGGCGGCUUGGAUGCGCAGUACGACCACCUCGCCGAGCCAGUGCUGUUUAUGCGCUGGAAAGAACAGUUUCUCGUGCCCGAUCAUCGCGUACGCCGCGUCAAUGGCGCCAGCUUUUCUGGGUUUUACUACAUGUGCAUUGCAUUUGACACGCCUCGGCGCACCGCCGCGCCAAAUCCCGGCAAUAUCGAUGCGCUCCAGCGCCGCGAUAGCACUCUUUCCGAAGACGCGGCGAUGGAAGAUGCACCGCAGCUAGGCUCGUGUAUAUGUCCGCCGCCACGCUCUUUUCUCCCAAGAUGCGAGCCAAUCGAGCGGCACAGCACGCUACGUGGGUUCUACUUUCAUGAAAAUUCCGAACCAUACCAGGAGCUUGCACUUGACUACUUGCCAUCGCUCUCCAGCGGCGCAUUCGCGCUACAAUAG